Messenger RNA from Pocillopora verrucosa, 2720 nucleotides. Its product is annotated as X-ray radiation resistance-associated protein 1. Gene Ontology annotation, cellular component: nucleus. Gene Ontology annotation, molecular function: protein binding. Lineage: Eukaryota; Metazoa; Cnidaria; Anthozoa; Scleractinia; Pocilloporidae. The record is from RefSeq and is a predicted model, not a curated record.
GCGGCCUCCAUUUCAAAAGCCAGACCUCUACCUUAAAUCUCCUGAUAAACCAAGAUCUUUUCCAUCAAAACGACAUUCAAGCAACUUUUAAUUCACGUCAAGGCAAUUACAAUGUCAGCUGCAAAUGCUACUUCAGGUUUUAUAUUGGGUGCAGGAUUUUCCAGCCAAUGUUUCCCCGUGAGAAGUUUGACACGAUACAAACGACAGGACGAUGAUGGAGGAGCUUGGCUUGUUGCUUACCGAGCAGAGCAAAGAAGGAGAUUCAAGGCUGUAAUUUGUGGUGGGGAUCCCAUCUUACAAAGGCAGUCUGCAGUAACAAAGUUGCAGAGCGAUGAUACAGACUCUAUAGAAGAGGAGAGACCACAGAAACUAGAUGGUUUCUUUUUGAUGAAACAUUUUCAUGUUGAUGAUCCAUCAGACUUAUGCUCUGUGAACAUAAGUGGCCAAGAACUCAGAGAGGUGAAUGAAAAUGAUUUUUUGUUAUUUGACAAUGUCAUUCAUGUGGAUGCAGGAGAUAACAAUCUACCAUUUGAGGCUUUCAGCAAGUUCUCAGCUCUCCAAGAGCUAGAGUUGCCCUUGAAUAAUAUAAGUAACAACAUCAGAAUCCAACCAGCCAUGUUUCCCAAUCUGAUUAAUCUUGAUCUAUCGUACAAUCGCUUAACUGGAGAUGACAUAUUAGCACUGGGGCUUCUUGAAAGUCUUCGCACCUUACAUUUGACAGGUAAUGAAAUAAAAAAGCUUCCUGUUGAAAUGACAAGAACAUAUAGAACUAUCACAGGAAUGACACCUUCUGGUACUAUUGAAUCAGAGGACAAAAGGUUACGAUUUCCUGCUCUGGAAAAUUUAUACCUGGAUCACAAUGAAUUAACAGAUCUGUCAACUUUUGCAAGUCUGGCCGGACUAAAAAGACUUAAGUACCUGAACUUGGAGCACAAUGAGAUAUCGUCUAUUCCCCAUCUACGGCUUUUGGGUGCUCGUGUAAAUCACGGUGAUAGUUCAAGGCACGAAAAUGUACAGACUGUGAACAGCUCUUUACCUGACGUUCUUGAAGAAGACGUGAAAGAUUUUCAAAAAGAAGAUGAAUCUUUUGAAAACAAGGAAGAAAUAAAAAGGGAUGGAAAAAAAGGCAAUGCCAAAGAGCUCAAUUUAGAUGAAGUUGAUGACAUGUUAAGUCGAAAUCUUGUGAGUGACGAACAUGGGGAGGAAAAGAAACGACCAGAAUUGAAACCAAGGUCCAGCACUUUGACUGAAGAUCCUUCUCUGUUAGGUGACAGAUACAAUCCACCCUUGCCAUUUGCUAGUUUACUUCACUUGAACCUGGCAAACAAUCUCAUCUUUGAAGAAGAUGGCCUCUUAGCUCUGAUGGGUUGGCCAUCCCUCAGAGAACUUGUAAUAUGGGGCAAUCCGCUGACAACUGCAUUCAAAGGAGAUCCCCCUGUUCUUUCACUUCAACUUGGACGAUUGAAAGGAGUGAGGAUUUUCAGACAAAAGCCUCCGAAGAGACCAAAGCCAAUUGUGAACUUAGCAAACAAUCAAAGAAAAGUUAAAGAUACACUUCCCCCGAUGCCCAAGAAGCAAAACCUGGCGAUGCUAGAAGCUCCUCCCGAGCCAAAAUCAACUGCACAUGUCGGUCCACCAUACAAGACAUUGCCACCAAUUGGAUCAGCCCCUCCCACGGGACGGCAGCGUGAUACUGCCACCCCGAGAAAACUCUCUACCGCGCCUGGCCUCGCUGAUACAACACCCCGAGGCGACCGUCCCUCUUUCAGCCGGACUAACACUACACCUCUCGAGUUUCCCGAGUCAGCGGCUUACCAGUCCGGUCACACUACAAGACAGACAAUGAAGACAGAGGGAGACGCUACUGCCAGUGAAAGUUUGGGAACUGCUGAUGGGCGACAUCAACCUCGAGCAGAAAAGCAUCUCAAUUCUGAGGACGGAUUUUUUAUGACUCAAAUCGAUGAACAAGAAGAUGCACAGAACGUUGAAGCCCCCGUGCGAAAGGUAAAGGAAGACAGAGAGAGAGAGCGACCCUUUAGCGUGGAAACAAAGUACAAAGGUUACGAGGAUCUGUUAGAUGUUGAUGAAGAUGACCCCGAUGUUAUAGUGCCAAAGGAUCUUCAGGGAAGUGUACGAGCUUUAAACUACGCCUUGGCUCAUCCUUUGAUCUUCAGUGAACCUCAUGGAACUUACAAAGAAAAGAGGGUUAAGAAGCCUCAAACUGUGUCAACAUCAACGGGGACGAAGUCUCGGCAAAGCAAAGUAGAGGAACUCGGGGGAAUUUUAGACAAGAUGCGAGUCCAGUCCAAGACGAAAGAGUCCAACCUAGAAACUGCUCUCCAAGAUUUGAAGAAGGAUCCAAAGCUUAAACAAGAAUAUCGUGAGGCUAAAAAGCUUUUGAAUGAGGUCCAAACGAAGUACAACGAAGUUCGAGUAGCUUCGCUGAAACCGACGUCCACUGCCCUAGAGCUCUUCGGAACACGACCCGAAGAACGAACGAAAGAAAAAAAAACUCGAACCUUCGCUACUCCUCAAGCAGGAGUAGAAACUCUGGGAAGCAACAAGAAUAUCGCAAAGGAACUCAAACGAUUCAAAGAGAAAAUAGACAGUCGAUUAUGACAUAAUAAUGUAAAUGCAUUUGUUGUGCUACGAUUGUAAAUAUUAUGUGAUGGAAUCGAGGUGCAAAAUUUAUUCAGAGUUUGUAAAUAAAAAUAUAUUUG